Molecule: messenger RNA, 2559 nt
Organism: Camelina sativa (false flax)
Lineage: Eukaryota; Viridiplantae; Streptophyta; Magnoliopsida; Brassicales; Brassicaceae
Source: RefSeq, a predicted model, not a curated record
UUUUUAAUUUUUUUUUACUGUUGAAGGUAAAUCUUCAUGUUUCCUCAUCGAACAUCAAAUCAAUCUCUGAUCCAUCCAUGACCGAAGAAGACACGUGUAAGGAAAGGAUGAGUCAAAGGCCAACGGCACAUUCUUCCUCAUAUUUCUCUGACGUUGUUUUCUGACCACAACGAUAAACGACCUGAAUCGAUAACUAUUGUUGCGUGACAGAUACAUAAUUAUCUGACUGGUUUCUGUUUCUAACGACGCCUCCCCUGCGUUUGGAUUAAGUUGUAGGUUCUUCAAAAGGGAACCCUUUCACCGCUAGUUCUUGAAUCCAUAUCGGAGGCGAGGCGUUUCAAUAUUAUGUUAUUGUAAAAGUCUCUUUGAAAGCCAUUAUUUUUUUUCAUCCUUCAAAAUUAUUGCAACGACACAUUUCAAGAAAAGAGAGCAAGAGAGAUAGGAUCAAAGAUGAGAAGCAAGAGCGGUUUUAGUUUCUUCUCUAAGAUUACUUCUUCGAGGAAGAGGCCUUCUUUCUCAAUACCUAGCAAGAGUUACGAUUUUUCAGGGAUCGACAAAACUAUCGAUAACGCUGCCGAGAUCAUUGAAAAAUGGAACACGGAGUAUGUUUCUUCUAACAAUUUUUAUUCUCUGUUUUGCGAAAGCAAGCGUGAGGCUAAGAAGUUCGUGAGACGCGUCAAGGAACUACAGAACGCGAUGGACUUAUUGAUUAGAGAAGAUCCGAGUUCAGAUCAUCUUCUUAGAGCUCAAAGACUAAUGCAAAUCGCUAUGAAACGGCUCCAAAAAGAGUUUCUCCAAAUUCUAUCAAUGAAUCGUGCACAUUUGGAUCCUGAAUCCGUCUCCACUAGAUCACCUACCUCUGUCGUAUCCAACGAUGAAGGUGCUUGGCACGACUACCGUUCCGUUGGAGAUUCGAUCAUAGAAGUUGAGGAGGUGUCAAAGAACUCUAGGACAGAGCUCAAGUCCAUUGCAGAGUGCAUGAUCUCCGCCGGUUACGCUAAAGAGUGUGCUAAUACUUAUAAAUCCAUUAGAAAAUCGAUAGUUGACGAAUCCAUUUACCGUCUAGGAGUUGAGAAAAUAAGCUCGUCCAAGGCGAAGAAGAUGCCAUAUGAGGUUGUUGAGUUGAAGACGAAGAGAUGGAUUGAGGCAGUUAAGGUCUCGAUGAAGACUCUCUUCAUCAGCGAAAAGACUCUAUGCGAUGAAGUUUUUGAAUCUUCUGCUUCUCUUAGAGAGUCUUGUUUUAGAGACAUCUCUAAGGAAGGAGCUCUGCUUCUGUUUGGGUUCCCUGAAACCGUUGCCGUAAGAGACAAGAAAAACCCACAUAUGGAGAAGAUUUUUCCAUUGUUAGAUAUGUAUUGCAUGAUCACAGAGAACUUGCUUGCCAUCGAAGCUAUCUUCUCGUUUCCAUCAAUUUCAGCUGUUCGAACUCAAGCUCACAGCUCUCUUACCCGUCUUAGUGAGUCGAUUCUUUCGCAUCUGGCUGAAUUUGAAUCUGAGAUACGUAAAGACACGUCGAAGACGAUGGUUCGUGGUGGAGGUGUUCAUCCAAUGACUAUCUCCGUCAUGGAUCACAUCUCUCGACUUUCGGAAUACAGUAGCUCUCUCAUGGAUAUCCUCGACGGAUCACCUUCAUCCUCUCCUGAUAAAUCAAUGCUUCCAAAAUCUUACUUCAACGUCACGGAAUCCGAAGGCUCUCCAUCGUCAGAACUAAAAGUAAGAUUCGCGUGGCUCAUUCUCGUCCUCCUUUGCAAAAUCGACGGCAAAGCUGAGAUGUAUAAGGAAUUCUCCAUGCAAUAUCUAUUCUUAACCAACAAUCUCCAACACGUAGUCUCACGUGCUCGCUCCACGAACCUGAAGCAGCUCCUCGGGGACGACUGGAUCACGAGACAUUUUGAGAAAGUUAAACAGUUCGCUAGAAGCUACGAGCGGCUAGCGUGGGAUCCACUAGUGUCGAUGUGUCCGACGAUUAGUACUUGCGAGACAGUUGGGAUGUCGAACGAGGAAGCGAAGAUGCAAUCCGAAAAGUUCAACGAGAGUUUUGAGAAGACAUGCGAGGCACAAAGCGAAUGCGUCAUACCGGAUCUGAAACUGUUGGACGAGAUGAGAAUGUCGAUCAGGAGAAAGCUCUUGCCGAUAUACCGCGAUUUUUACAACGCGCAUAGAAACGCCGUUAUGUUGAUAGGUAAAGAAGGUGGAUGGAAUAUCCGAUAUACCCCUGAAGAUAUCGAAUACCGCUUGUCGGAGCUCUUUACCGGGAAGGGUAUUUCGGAUAAUCGAUAUGUUUGUAUGGAAGAUUUAUGUGUUGUUAGAACUGCUACUACUACUGGGUCUUUGUCAUGCAGAAGAAAGACUCGAUCUUUGUCAUGCAGAAGAUUUUGAAGGGGGAAAAAAAUAGUGUUUUCAUCAUUUUUGUUCCUAAUAUUAUUCUAUGUAACUUAAUUAAUGUGAUUUAAGCUGUAACGCGUUACGACUUGUAUAGUAACACGGUAUGAGCUAGGUAUAUAUAUUGUGUGACUAGUACCAUUAAAUUGUCAUGUCAAAACUAAAUGCGAUAAUGAA